Messenger RNA from Gracilinanus agilis (Agile Gracile Mouse Opossum), 659 nucleotides. RefSeq names its product phosphatidylinositol-binding clathrin assembly protein-like. The transcript is spliced from 7 exons. NCBI's taxonomy places the organism in Eukaryota, Metazoa, Chordata, Mammalia, Didelphimorphia, Didelphidae. Gene Ontology annotation, biological process: synaptic vesicle budding from presynaptic endocytic zone membrane; clathrin coat assembly; clathrin-dependent endocytosis. Gene Ontology annotation, molecular function: 1-phosphatidylinositol binding; clathrin heavy chain binding; SNARE binding. The record is from RefSeq and is a predicted model, not a curated record. The annotation marks the transcript as partial. Gene Ontology annotation, cellular component: extrinsic component of presynaptic endocytic zone membrane; synaptic vesicle; clathrin-coated vesicle.
AUGGCUCGGUUGGAAAAAGAACGGCUCCUCCUGGCUCUCGUAGUCGCUGGGGGCAUCGCCGAGGCCGCAGGCGACGAGCAGUCCCGCCCAUCCAUGGGUCUGCCAGCGGGGUCGGGUUACGACAUGUCCACCUUCAUCCGGCGCUACAGCAGAUACUUGAACGAGAAGGCCCUUUCCUAUAGACUGGUAGCCGUUGACUUCACCAAAAUGAAGAGAGGGUCUGACGGAGUCAUGAGGACCAUGGGGACCGACAAGCUCUUAAAAACCCUCCCGGUUAUUCAGAACCAGCUUGACGUGCUGCUUGAUUUUGACGCACACCCCAACGAACUCACCAAUGGUGUCAUCAGCUCAGCCUUCAUGCACCUCUUUAAGGAUUCCAUCCGGCUCUUCGCGGCCUACAAUGAAGGGAUUAUCAACCUGCUUGAGAAGUACUUUGACAUGAAGAAGAACCAGUGCAAAGAAGGCCUGGAGAGCUACAAGAAGUUUCUGGGAAGAAUGGCCAAAUUGUCAGAGUUCUUGAAAGUUGCCGAGCAAGUGGGGAUCGAUCAGGCCGAUAUUCCAGAUCUCACGCAGGCCCCGAGCAGCCUAUUUGAGGCUCUAGAACAACACGUGGCUUCCUUGGAAGGCCGCAAGACCAAGGAGCUUUUGGCUGCUUAUAG